AUGGCCACUGCCUAUGGAUCUACCACUCACCUCUCAACAGGGCCGCUGUCUACAACGACGCCGACAGGCGCAGAUGAAUCGAAGGAAUACGAGCGCAUUCUCCAAAUCAGUGAUGACAUUUUUGCCGGCACUCACCCACGUCUCAAGGUACCCCAGCAAUUCGUUCGCAAGCCUGCGUCGCGGAACAUUCCGAAUGGCUCUCCGGCUCUAUCGGUUGCGAAGAAGGGACCCUCUGAGAACAAAGUAGAGGGUGCAGCGCCGGCCGAAGUGGCUCGACUUGAUCAGAGCAUGCGCACUCCUGUGCAAAUCAAAGCCUCGACACAAUCGACGCUCAACGCGGCUGCACCACCGUUUCAAGUGGCAUCCAAGCCCACAUCUGAAAUCGACCCCAUCCUCCUGACCAAGUCGGAGGACCUUGUUCGGGCAGAAAUGCAACUGCAACGGCAAAGGGUGGAAAGAACGCUGCGUGACCAGCUAGAGCAGAGGAAGCAAGAAUCCAAACAAAAGCCUGCCAUUCAAGAUACGCAGCCGGAAUUUGAUGUCUCAGCAGUGCUAGAUCGGGCGUUGGAAAUUGUCCGACCUGUGUCGCUGAGUGGAUCAUCAGAGCAAAAUGUGCAGAAUGAGUCUUUCGAUGAGAACUCUUUCUACUCCAGUAGAGCACCAGACUCGCCUCGGCCCGUUGGAGAGCUUCGAAGACCAUCUUCGGUGGCUCCGCCUCUGGCGACAAGCGCACCCACUCAGGAUGUGGCUGAGACAUACGAAGAUGAGUUGCAGCGACUGGAAGCUCUGAAUCGAACAGAAUCAGAUCAGGAAAUGCGUGAUGCUUACCCUGUUGUUGACCAGAGCACCCAUCAUCCACGCAAGCAUCUAGCUCUCACGCAGCGACCAGCUGCUGGUCUUGAAUGUCGAGAGCGAUCCCCAGGUGCGUCCGAUGAGCCAGAGUAUUCUCCUCCGUCACCAAUGGCACCCCCGCUCCCUGAUCACGAUCGAUACGCAUACCAAACCCACACUUCCUCCGCGAUUGAGUCUCCCUCGACACAAGUCCAGGUUGUUCGAAACCACAUCACCUCUCCGGCUGCUCCUCAGCCCUCCCACGUCUCCCGUGUCUCAACCACCAAGUUCUCCUCGGCCCAGCAGCGACGGAUGGGGCAGCCCGCUUCAGCUUCAGGGCUUAGUCGAGUGUAUUCGGAUCCCGAAUCCGGCCGUGAAGGCGUGAGCGCCGGUGUGCCUUCUAUCUCGUCUCGUAAGCGGAGGAAGAUACAAGCAAGUGGCGGGGAACAGAUUGUCACUUCCAAGAAUCAGGCUACUGGGUCUUUUGAUGUUCCAAUCAAGGUUGAACCAGUAUCCCCGCCACCCUUCGCUGAUGAUCCUGCGGUCCCAUCCAACCGACAACCGCGAGAGCGACCGGUGUACAUCGACAUCGCAUCUCCUCGGUACAGCCCUGCGGGCGAGAGACGCGAGCCUCCUGUGCGAGGCCCAGUCCACGAUGCAAAUCGCUAUUUGGAAUAUGCCGCGGACCAUGGUACCCAACGUUCAAUCUCUCGAGUGGACGAGCGGCAUGCUGCGCGGGCAGACCCGGGCCUUCGACGUGUAGUCGCUACGCAGUACGUUCGACAACCCGAUCAUCCAUCAGGAUAUGGCUCUACAGACCCUCGUGGCUCCCGUGCCGCAUCCUAUGCAGUGGUGGAAAGGGUACCCCAUGAAUCAUUGCGUUAUUACGAUGAAAUGCCGGCUUCCCAUGGAACUCGGUACAUGGCUGUGGAUGAAGGUCGUCAGUCGACAUAUCAAGAGCCAUAUUACGAAGAGGCCGCGCCAGUCCGUCUGAUCCGUGCACCGGAACGUCGUUUCGUAGUCGACGAGUUCGGAAAUCGAUACGAGAUGGUGCCAGCACCAAGUGUGCAAUCCAUGGCCCCGCCUCCCAGGCCCAUGUCCAGAGCAUUGAGAACCGACGGAUAUCAAGAACCCGUCCCCUCGCGCACGGUGAGUGUGCGAGCUGCAUCAGUCGUACAGGAUCAAUACGGUGAGCACCGGUACGUGCAGGAAAUGCCUCCACCCCCGCCAACGUAUCGACGGGUGGUUUCAGACUACGUGCGACCUGUCGAAACGGAACGUAGAGUCUUUACCGGCCCUAUGGAAAUCCAUGAUCCGUACGUCCCGGGUGAGACCGUGCCGAUUCCUGAAUAUGCCCCACGUCAGUCGGCAUACGCGGAAGAACAUGGUCCCCCUCGCGAGCGAGUCAUUCGAACCAGCAGUGUGCGGCCUCAAGCGGCUCGGUACGAAGAACCACUGGAAGUGGUGCAACGCGUGAGCAGCGUGCAUCCUGGGGUUGCAAGUCGCGAAGUGAGUGUCUUUGCAGACGAACGGCCCCGGGCUCAGUAUGUCGAACGACCUUACUACAUUCGUGACCGGCGAUAUCACGAAGCCGAAGAUGCAAAUCAUGUGGCGUUGGAUGGGCACGCGGACUCGGUUCCUCGGCUCCAGCCGCGCUACUAA
Molecule: messenger RNA, 2493 nt
Organism: Penicillium diatomitis
Lineage: Eukaryota; Fungi; Ascomycota; Eurotiomycetes; Eurotiales; Aspergillaceae
Exons: 1
Coding region: 1-2493 (830 amino acids)
Source: RefSeq, a predicted model, not a curated record